CCAUUUUUGGUCUGUAUUAGCUCUUUAAGAUCUUUAGAUAUAUUUUUUUAUUUGAGCCGAUGUGAUAUUAGCAAUCGUUAAGAUCCCCGCCGCCUAACAAAUUUCUCUCCCAUUAAGAUGAAUCAAACAUCCAACACUCCUCAAAAUUGGAGUCCCAAACACACAAAAAUGCCCAACCUCACCCCAUUCUCCAAACUUGACAAAACCUUCGACAGAGCUUCUGAACUCAAAGCCUUCGACCAAACAAAGGCCGGCGUCAAAGGCCUUGUUGACUCCGGCGUGGCGGAGAUUCCAGGAAUAUUCUACUGCCCACCCAAAGAAGCUUCAAAUUCCAUUCCGGAGGAAACCCAUUUGGGUGUUCCGGUGGUGGAUCUGGAAGAUAUCGAUAAAGACCCAUUCAAACGCAGACAAGUGGUGGACGAAAUCCGAGAAGCUUCAGAAACUGGGGGUUUUUUUCAAGUGAUUAACCAUGGAGUUCCGGUGAGUGUUCAGGAGGAGAUCAUAAAUAGGGUUCGUCGAUUUUUCGAACAGGACAGUGAAGUGAAGAAACAAUAUUAUACAAGAGACUACACUAAAUCUUUCAUUUACAAUUGCAAUUUCGAUUUGUUUAGCUCACCAGUGGCCAAUUGGAGGGAUACCAUCGUCACUGUCAUGGCCCCAAAUCCUCCUAACCCACACGACUUGCCUCAAGUUUGCAGAGACAUCCUUUUUGAAUAUUCAAAACACAUUAUGAAGCUUGGAGAAUUGAUAUUUGGUUUACUUUCGGAGGCUCUUGGUUUGAAAUCAACUCAUCUCGUAGACUUGGACUGUAACGAGGGACUUCGCAUAAUCGGCCACUAUUAUCCGUCAAGUCCUCAACCGGAACUCUCCAUCGGCACAACUGAACACUCUGAUGAUACAUUCAUCACCGUUCUACUGCAGGACAAUAUGGGAGGUCUCCAAGUGCGUCAACAAAACAAAUGGGUGGAUGUUCCACCAGUUCCUGGGGCCUUCGUUAUCAACGUCGGCAACUUAUUGCAGUUGAUAACAAAUGAUAGAUUUGUGAGUUCAGAGCAUAAAGUAUUGGCGAACCGUGAAGGUCCAAGAAUAUCGGUAGCAAGUUUCUUUAGCACCGGCCGUCUACCAACAUCUAAACUUUAUGGACCCAUUAAAGAAUUGUUGUCGGAACAAAAUCCUCCCAAAUACAAAGAAAUCACUGUUAGAGAGUACAAUAUCUACUUUGCCGAAAAAGGGUUGGAUGGCACUUCUGCUCUUCCACAUUUCAAGAUUUGAUUACAUAGAUGAUUGAAAAGUCAGUUACUGAUAAAGGUUUGUGUUUGUGACAAUUAAUGAUCUUAUUAGCGGAAUCAUAGUAUAAUAUGUUGUGAGUUGUUAUGAGCUUGGCGUACAAAUUUCUUUUAUUUUAUCCUAUUAUCGGAUCGUCAGGAUUGUUGUUGCUAAAUAAUAUAUUUUUUUGUGUUUUUUGAAAGGUCCUAGAUUGAGUCAUUUUCGGUGUGUUGUUGUGUAGAGGAGAAGGUGGUUUUGAGGGUGAGUUUAUCCCGUCAUAAACUCCAUCUUUCCAAUAUGUCGUGUGUUGAACACUUGGUGAACGAAUGUUACACACUUGGUGAAUGUUAUACACUUGGUGAAUGUUUUAAUGCACUAGAUCAGUGUGUGAGAAGAUAUGCUGUUAGGGGAAGCCUAACUUGUUGAACAAUAAUGUAUUAAAUCCGCCUUCACUUAUUUAAAAAGGUUUGUUGUUUUUAA
Cucumis melo (muskmelon) is the source of this 1746-nucleotide messenger RNA. Its product is annotated as 1-aminocyclopropane-1-carboxylate oxidase homolog 1-like. The coding region runs from base 118 to 1272 and encodes 384 amino acids. The record is from RefSeq and is a predicted model, not a curated record. NCBI's taxonomy places the organism in Eukaryota, Viridiplantae, Streptophyta, Magnoliopsida, Cucurbitales, Cucurbitaceae. The transcript is spliced from 3 exons.